Messenger RNA from Bactrocera dorsalis (oriental fruit fly), 2074 nucleotides. It is a transcript of the gene abs, whose product is annotated as ATP-dependent RNA helicase abstrakt. Lineage: Eukaryota; Metazoa; Arthropoda; Insecta; Diptera; Tephritidae. Gene Ontology annotation, biological process: mRNA splicing, via spliceosome. Gene Ontology annotation, cellular component: spliceosomal complex. The transcript has 3 exons. The coding region runs from base 103 to 1971 and encodes 622 amino acids. The record is from RefSeq and is a predicted model, not a curated record. Gene Ontology annotation, molecular function: RNA binding; ATP binding; RNA helicase activity.
GUAGAUGUCAAAGUAAAGACGCGAAUUUUACAAAAAUAUAAAAUCUAAAAACAUCUGCUCCGAAUAACAUUUAUGUAAAAAUUUUGUAAACAAGUUGGAGAAAUGACAGAAGUUCCACAAACUAAACGAUAUCGUCGCGAGGAAAAUGAAAACAAUUCAGAUAAUGACGAAGACGAUGCAUAUGUACCUUAUGUUCCUGUUAAAGAGCGUAAAAAACAGCAGUUAAUGAAACUUGGUAGAAUUGUACAACUCGCCUCAGAAGCAUCAACACAACCGAAAUCCUCCAGUGAAAAUGAAGGUGACGAAGAGUCCCAAGGUGCUAAUGAAGCCGAGUUAUGGGGGCGUAAGUAUAAUAUCAGUUUACUGGAUCAACAUACGGAAUUAAAAAAGAUCGCUGAGGCAAAGAAGAUAAGCGCUGUGGAAAAACAGCUUAAGGAAGAGGAGAAGAUUUUGGAAAGUGUGACACAACAAAAAGCUUUAAUGGGUGUUGCUGAAUUGGCCAAAGGUAUUCAGUAUGAAGACCCUAUCAAAACUAGUUGGCGUCCACCACGUUAUCUGGUGGUUAUGACAGAAGAGCGUCGCAAUGCAAUACGAAAACGUUUAAGAAUACUUGUUGAAGGCGAUGAUGUAGCACCACCCAUACGCAGCUUUCGUGAAAUGAAAUUUCCUAAAGGCAUACUAAACGGGUUGUCCGCAAAGGGCAUUAAAAAGCCGACGCCAAUUCAAGUUCAAGGUAUACCGGCAGUACUCUCUGGUCGCGAUUUAAUUGGUAUCGCUUUUACUGGCUCGGGAAAGACACUAGUUUUUGUGUUACCUAUUAUAAUGUUUGCAUUAGAGCAAGAAUAUCGACUACCUUUCGAAAGAAAUGAGGGUCCUUAUGGGCUUAUAAUUUGUCCUUCUCGCGAAUUGGCGAAACAAACGUACGAUAUUAUUAUGCACUACAGUAAACACUUACAACAAUGUGGUAUGCCUGAAAUACGUGCUUGUUUGGCGAUUGGCGGGUUACCAGUUUCAAGCGCAAUGGAAGUUAUACAAAGAGGAGUGCACAUCAUGGUUGCUACACCAGGUCGUCUAAUGGACAUGCUGGAAAAGAAAAUGGCCACUUUAGAUAUAUGCCGUUAUUUAUGUAUGGAUGAAGCUGAUCGUAUGAUAGACAUGGGUUUCGAAGAAGACGUACGUACUAUAUUUUCUUUCUUCCGUGGACAACGUCAAACACUACUCUUCUCCGCUACUAUGCCGAAGAAAAUACAAAACUUCGCCCGCUCAGCUUUAGUAAAACCGGUAACUAUUAAUGUGGGACGUGCCGGUGCGGCAUCGAUGAAUGUUACACAGGAAGUGGAAUAUGUUAAGCAAGAGGCGAAAGUGGUACACCUUCUAGAUUGUCUGCAGAAAACUGCACCCCCAGUACUUAUAUUCGCUGAGAAGAAACAGGAUGUCGAUUGCAUACAUGAAUAUCUGCUACUCAAAGGCGUUGAAGCUGUAGCAAUUCAUGGUGGUAAGGAUCAAGAAGAACGUUCACGUGCAGUCGAAGCUUACCGUGAGGGUAAAAAGGACGUGCUGGUUGCUACCGAUGUUGCCUCAAAAGGUUUGGAUUUCCCGAAUGUGCAACAUGUCAUCAACUAUGAUAUGCCUGACGAUGUAGAAAACUAUGUGCAUCGCAUUGGUCGUACAGGACGUUCGAAUACGAAAGGACUUGCCACCACAUUCAUCAAUAAAACUGCCGAACAAUCUGUGUUGUUGGAUUUGAAACAUCUAUUAAUCGAAGCUAAGCAAAAAGUACCCGAAUUUCUCAAUGAGCUGUGCCCAGAGGCAGAAAACUACUUGGAUCUCGGCGAUUCACAUGGCUGCAGCUAUUGUGGUGGCUUGGGUCAUCGUAUCACUGAAUGUCCAAAGCUAGAAGCUGUGCAAAGCAAACAAGCUUCAAAUAUUGGACGCAGGGAUUAUUUAUCAAAUACUGCUGCGGAUUAUUAAGUUCACACAGUGGCUCGGUUUGGAACUGAUGAUUUCAUAAAUGUUAACUUUUAUAUACAAUUUUGACUAUUAAAUUUAUUAUAUAAAUAUAGUGUAUGUAAGU